Molecule: messenger RNA, 912 nt
Organism: Vigna angularis (adzuki bean)
Lineage: Eukaryota; Viridiplantae; Streptophyta; Magnoliopsida; Fabales; Fabaceae
Exons: 1
Coding region: 256-702 (148 amino acids)
Source: RefSeq, a predicted model, not a curated record
GUUGCCUUCUUUAUUAAAGAAAGUUCCCCUCUCCUCCUUUUUUAAAUUAAAAAUUCCUACUUAAUGCAGAGGCUAUUUACAUAACCACUUCUCACACCUAAUUCCCUUAAGUUCUUUGGUUAGCUAACACUACUCUACCUUGGUCUUCACUCAAAGAACAAGAGCAGCAGCUUUAAUACCAAAUCCAGAUAUCCCCCAAAAUUCUCACACCCCUCAACACAACUAUUCUCUUCCUUCUCAAUUCUCUCAUUGAAGAUGUCCUUACAAGUUCAGCCACAGACACAGCCACAGCCACUGAUGCAGCAGCAACAGCAACCUGUUCAGGUCUACCCUACCAGUGUCACAUACCAGUCACCACCCCACCAUUCAAACGGAUCUUUUGGCUCAGUGUUUGUUGUUUUGGCUAUAAUAGUAGUCAUUUCUGCAGUUGCUUGCUGCCUUGGAAGGCUUUGCAACCGCCGCAGCCGCAGCCACAGCCACAGCCAGAAACAUGCUAAACCUCAAAAGCAGCAGCAGCAGCAGAACCACACCAACUUCCGUCCAAAAGAAGUGGACAUUGAAUUCGGGUUUGACAAGAGAAUUGCAGCUUCCAAGCCUAAUGGACAUGGAGCAGGCAGAGGAAUGAAGCCACUUCCUCAUGGUGACAUGAAAACUUUUGAAAUGAAGCUUGGUCACCCAGGAAAAAUAAGACCAGGUCCAUGAAGGGAAUUACCUUAAGUAUUAUGUAGACAAACCCAUCUUCUUGCUGGGAACUGUUCCUUCUCUAUACCAUUGUGUUUCUAUUUAUCUUCUCUUUUUUCAGUCUCUUAUUAGAUCUGCAACUGCAAGAUGAAAUGUAUAAUUAUCUUCUCAACUCUUUUUAUGCCCUUGUUUUGAUAUUUGAAAACAAAAUCUUGUGUUCUCCCUGCAAUA